AUUGAUGACACCAAGCAUUCUCUGGCACAAUUAGUUUUAAAUGAAGUUAUGGGUUCGGGAAUGUGCAAAGAAACGAAAUCGUUUGUAUCGUGUAUUUUAGGGGAGCAGAAUUUUGCAACAGGGGAUUUUUUGUUGACGAAUGCUUCUUCAAACAGCUAUACAUGCAAAGCGUCUUUUCUGGUUUCACUUUAUAGCUUAGUUCUUGCGCAAGAUGAAUCUUCCUCAAAAAUGUAUGACACCGACAAUCAACUCAAGCCUUUCUUUAUAAGAUGUUUACUGUUUCCGAGGUGCAUAUCUUCCUGUUUUAUACCAGGGUUUCCGUGCUAUGCCACAGAAAACAAAGCCGAAGGUACACAGUCUUUGUAUAAUUGUUACAUGGGUGUGUGUCAAUGUGGUCACAGAAUACUCUCUGAAGAUAGCGUUUCCAGCAUUACAUGUGGUAUUUGCAGUAGAACAAUUAUAUGUAUGGCAACACCAGCAAAGUCCAAUUUAACUGUGCUGUUAUCACAAGGACAAAACUUAAACUUGGAUGAUAUUCAUGUUUCAAAAUUGAUAAAUCCAGUGACAAGUCAUAUUUUACAGUUGUUGUUAAAAGGUUGUUUUUUAGGUUCAGUGGCACUUGGUUUUACAUCAAAGAACCUUUUAGAAGACAUCUUAAACGUACCAGAGAUUGACAUCGUAGAUACACUUUCACGAGGAGUGGAUACGCAUUGGAAUGUUAUAAAGGAUCUUCUAAAUGUUGAUGACAAUGGCAUAUUAGCGUUUUUACAUACCGUGUUUCUGAAAACAGGCAAUCACCUGUUUGACACCAACUGUAAUUUUUCGAAUAUGGAAGCAACUUUGAAGUGGGAAAGGACCUUUGACAUAAUGCUCAUGUCUAUUUUAGACACACAUUGUGUCAAUGUAAGGAUAUUAUAUCAGCGUCAUAAUAGAAUACAUAACGGAGAGAACAGGUCUAUAACGAUGUGCCUGUUAGAAAGUGACGAUAUUAGUAACCUUACAGCUGAGAGCAAGCUGAUCUGUUCCCCUGUCAUGUAUAGAAUUAGAGCUUGUCCAAGUAAGUCUAAUUUUAUUUAUGAGCUUCACAACGUCCAAGAUAAAUUCCCUUUAAUUGAUGCUGUAAUUGAACAAGAGGAGAAGUUAGAACUUCCGAAACAUAUUCUUAACUUAAUUCAGUGGCAUGCUGCAACUGUCGCCAAUGCUAGCUAUAUGCUUAGACGUCACGACUGCAGCACGAUGACGGUUCAAGACUUUAUAUAUUUCAAACAAGACACGAUGAAGAAAGACGUGAUCAAGCAAAGGUUUGAGGCAUUUAGAAAAUCAUGGGAAUAUCUUAUGUUGAAGCUCAAAGAUGAUAAUUCUUUUGAACAGAUGAAGCGUAUCCACAGCGAAAGUAAGAUAAACGAGUGUUUAAUGUUAAGCAAAAAUUCGUUACCUUUCAAAAUUCUUCAAAAACUCAUUGGAAUACAAAAUGCAUUUUUGGAUAAAAUUCUCCUUCUGUCACGCACCUGCAGCGCACUGAAAGUACUAAGAAAGGAGAAAAUAUAUGCCUUGCCAUGCGUGAAGGUAACAGAAUUGAAGAAAGAGCAUUUAGUGCACUCGGACAUAGAUUGGGACAAUUUGUUACAACAAGAAUCUCAUUCCAAUCUGAAUUACGGCUGUGGAAGACAGAUAAAUUAUGACUUUUAUAGUAUCGAAGAAGCAAUUGCUCUUGAAAUGAUUUUUGGGAAAUGUUAUAUUAUAUUAGAAAACACUUUGCCUGAGAUUGUUUUCAUUGAUGAGUUACAUAAGAAUUAUGGUAAUCUUAUACGAGAACUUAGAAAAAGUGUACCCCAGCGACCUCUUACUUCAGAUAUAAGCAACGGCAUUAAGAGCCGAAAGGCAGAGGAUCCAAGAAUGUCGACGGAACUACUGUCGCACUUAGGAAUUGUUAUGACACUUUUAAAGAAAACUAGCGGUGAUUCGGAUAUUCCUCUUGUCGAAUACGUGGAUAAAUGGAAGUAUAUCCUUUGCAGAGACUUCCCGAAAAAACUGCUUCCAAGUCCCGAAAGCUCUAUGAAAUUGGGCCAUGUUGUUGCACUGAGUGAACUUCUUGAAGAACUUUGUGCAGAUUCUGUCAAGGAGGGUCUUGAUGAUGUUUAUCCUGAUAAGCUAGAUGGGCCUUUGCACGAUCACAUUAUGCUGCAGUUGAAAGAUAAUUUGCUAUCAUCUCUUUUAUUUAAAGCUUUAAAAAGGUUUACCUAUAGAUGUUUGACAUCCAGAAUAGCUGAUCCGAAACAAUCCCUUAGGUUAUACUUGAGCGACGACUCGUUUUGGCCGAUGGAUAUUUUUCAAGACAAUACAUUACUAAUUGAUGGACAACAGCUCAAUAUCACUGAAGUACUUCCAGACGGUUUGAUGGUUAGACAUAUUUUUGAAUGCUUUGAGCUGAUGGAAGCUGAAAUGGAGCGCAAAAAACAGGGACAGCUUAAGAUGAGUGGAUUUGCAACAAGUUUUCAAGCGAAAGCAAAGAUGUCAGCCCCAUCAAAGAAAGAGCAGAAGAAAAAGAGAACGACUAAUAUAAGAAAAUUCUAAAGAACUUUUGAAGAGUGUGAAUAUUACAAGCGUGACAUGCACCAUAUACAAACAAAGAAGACGACUUCUUUUUAUAAUCCGAAAUAAUAUAUUUCAAUGUUUCUGUGAUAAAUGUGUUAUCAAAUUAUCAUAUUCUUCGCAUAAUUGUUUUAAUAUAACUUUCUUAUAAAAUGUGUGCAGUAAGUUAACAAUUAAGUUGAUAAUCGUUUAAUGCCUUUUGUUGCUUCAAGACAAUUUAAAAUUCUAUGUUUAGAACAUACCUACUGAGAUUGGUGAAAGUUGAUAUGACUUUUAAAAGAUGUACUGUUGAAACCAUUCCACACUGGUGUGAGAAGAGACGAUCAACUGCGAAUAAACUGAGAUAUAUACUCAUAUGUAAUAUGUGUGUGCUUUGCCUUGAUUCUGUUAUGGACUCAACAAACUUAUAUUGGUACUGCACGUUUGUAUAAACAUAUAUUCUAUUAGCGUUUCAUUCUUACUGCACUUAUAUGAUAUUUAUCCCAAUGUAUUGACGGUUUAUUUUUUGUACAAUUUUGUUUUAAUAUAUACGUUUUGUUAAUAAAUUGAGUGUGUACCUUUAAUAAUUUAUAUAUUUUCAACAUUCAAAAGUUUUUGAUCUAAGUCGAUGAUUGUAUGAUUAGAAUUUUUAUGAGUUUAUAAAGAUAUUCAAUGUAUUGAUCCAAAAUAGUGUUUCUAUGUCGAGCGGACUCGCUAUUUAAAUUCUAUUUGCACAUACGAGUAUAAAAUAAGAAUUCAUUUGACAAUUUGAGCUGUUUGAACGUGUUACAUUCAAUUUUGAUCUUGUUUUAUAUUAAUUUCUAUUUACGAUAUGUAUAUUUGUCAAUAUUCUAGCGCGUGCGUGCUUUGCCUUCAUGUUCUUGCUUUAUUAUUGUUGAUUAACGAUAUUCAUUAGUUCUGAUGAAUAGCUGAUGCAACAAUGUCUUUGUUGCCGCCUAUUACAUACUGCAAACCCAGAAUUUAGGACAGGUUCUAUUUACUUAUAUCAUUACUAUAAAAAGAAACUUGUAUGAACUUAUUCAGAUAUAAUUACACUUUUGCUGGUGUUUUAUAAUGUUUUGUUCUUACAAAUAGAUCCUGAUGAGGUUAUUCAUAUCUUUAUGAUCAUUAUAUACGAUAACUGUAUAAUCUAUAAAUGUUUAAAAAAGAAAUCUUUUGUUGUACAUAGUUUUCAACAUUUAAGACUACUUUUAAAUAAUUAGUAUCUUGUUUGAUAUGCGUGUUUUUAUGUAUAUAUGUAAUAUAAUUAUUGUGUUGAUAUUGAGAUGUUUGUGUGUUUUAGUUAUCUUUAUUCUUUUCAUCUACAAUCUGUAAAUAUUUUUAGAAUAGUAUUUCAAAUUAGACAUCUUUUGUAUGUGUUGUCAACUGUCCUAGACUAGAAGACUAUACUUGUUCAGUAUGCGUGAUUUUUUAUAUUAUGUUAUUUAUAUUAAUUUCCUGUUGGUUUCUACAUAUGUGAAACAUUAUUGGGUACAAUUACUUAUUGUAUAGAUAUUAAACGUAAGUAGCAACUUGAAGCAUGGACUCUUGCUCAGUAUGUGUGACGGUUGAUUUUAUUAUCGUGUAAAGGUUAAUUUGCUUUAUGAUAAAUAAUGCUAUUUGUUGCUUGUAUAUAGUAUGUUAAGUUUAAUGCUUUCUUCACUUAAAUUGGGACAAUAUGACAUAUAUUCACAUCACGGUUUUAUAUGGUUUAGAUAUGGGGAAGUUAUUUAUACGGGGAUCAGUUAAUGGGACUCUUUUUUGAUAAUUAAUUACCCUUACUGAUUUUAUAAAAGAGUAGCCAUUACUAGCUUCUAGCUACCGCUCCUCGAACGAUCCUGUCUUUACAAAGACAUUUACAAUACCUUGAGGAAUAUACUUAUUAUUUAUCAUACAUCCUUUGUAAUUAUAGUAAACAUGUGUUUAUCAGAUAUUUAGUAUAUUAAGUAUAUUUUAAUUGGACAUCGCUUAAACCUAUAGAGUAGCGUAGUAUGAUGUCAGCAAUUUUUAAUACUUUUUUGUGCAAAGGAGAUAUAACUUAUAUGUUUUAAUGUGUUGUACAUUACAAUUAUGUGAAGAUAUCAUGUUUUGAAAUUUUCUAUGAAACGCUAUAUUAGUUUUAUAAGUAUAUAAACUAAAAAUAUGGUACAAAAUGUAUGUGUGGAAUGUAUUUGACUGUAUAAUUAUCAAAAAUGUCUGUAAAAAUAUUUAGUUUUUUUUAUAUCUGCGUGCUAUACAGUAUUAGUUAUAUUUGUGUGUGCGCUUUAAAUGAUGUAAGAAAACGGAUAUGUACAUUGCAUCAUUGUUGUUUGUGUAAUUACUUUGAUAUUUAUGUUGAGCAAUAAAAGUUAUGCUUGCAUAGAAUCACAUUAUGUAAAAUCACCUAUAUAUGCAUCACUAGCACCUACUUAAUAUGAAGAAUUACUUUUAUACAAUUUAAAAAGAAACUAAUAUUAAUAUAUUUUAUCAAUAUGUUUUUAAAAUCAAAAUUUAUAUGAUUUAAAAUCGUGUUUACAAUGUCAGAGACGAAUCGUAUGAUUGUAAAUACGACCGUAUUAGUAAAAGUCGAAUGUUAUUUGAAUGUUUGAAAGGUGAUUUCUGUUUUUAACAAUAUAUUUUUUCUUUGUUUAUUGUUAUAUAUAUUUAAUGACAAUCUUUGUUAUAUAUUUUUAAUGACAUUUAUAUAUAUUGGCUGUAUCAUUUAUCUUAAUAUUUUAAUUGUAAAAAGCAAGGAAAUGCUUACUUUACUGUAUUGCUCUUUUUGCAUAUUUUUCAACAAAUGAUACUUCUUAUUUUUAUUUUUUUUUGUUGUUUCAUGUACUUUAAUUAUCAAGAGGAUGUAUAUAUUUUUGCUUUCAUAUAAUUUGUUUCAUAAAAAUUAGUUGCAAGAUUCAAUAUAAGUUGUUUGUGAUUUUGUUAAACAUAAGUAGAGGUGUUUAAAAAAGCGAGCUGUGGAAAUCAAUGUUGGUAGUUUAUUUGACUCAAUAGUUUGUACAGAUCAGAUUCAUUUAUUUGUUGUUUUUUUUAUUACUAGUGGAAUGAUUGCAUCCGGUGUUAUUUUAGAUUUUACUUGCAUAUGUUUAACAUUUAUUCAUGCUUCUCAUAAUGUAAAUGAACAUACAAAAAUCGAAAAAAAAACGAAAAAAAAAACUUUCACUCAUUCCAUUUUAAAUGAUUUAUGAGAGGAAGAAUAUUAUUAUUAUGAUUGCUAUAAGUGCUUUUAUGAGCCAAGUGGUGUAAAAAUUUAUUUGUGUUACGCAAUUCUUAUUGAACGACUUGUACAUUAAUUUCUAAUUUUAUAUUAGAAAUAUGUAAUUUGCACAGGUGUUUAAAGUUUGUUUGACAUGAAAGUUAAUUGUUACAAGUUGACUGAAGAUGUUUGGGGUUAACGGCUUUGUGAUAUAUCUUUCUGAAUUAUAUAUGUGUAUAUUAAGUUUUAUAUUGCGGCGUCAUGAUAUUAAUGUCAUGGAUGCAAUUGUUUCUAUGAUUAUUUGCGGGACCAUGCAAUAAUAGUGUAUGGGUGCAUAAUUAGUAUUUUUUCUUUGAAAUGCGGGACCAUGCAAAAACAUAAUAAUGUAUGGGUGCAUAAUUAGUACCUUUUUAUGAAAUGCGGGACCAUGCAAAAACAUAAUAAUGUAUGGGUGCAUAAUAAGUAUCUUUUUAUGAAAUGCGGGACCAUGCAAAAAUAUAAUAAUGUAUGGGUGCAUAAUUAGUAUAUUUUUAUGAAAAGCGGGACCACGCAAAAACAUAAUAAUGUAUAGGUGCAUAAUUAUUAUCUUUUUUUAUGAAAUGCGGGACCAUGCGACAAAAUAAUAAUGUAUGGGUGCAUAAUUAGUUUCUGUUUUUAUGAAAUGCGGGACCAUGCAACAAAAUAAUAAUGUAUGGGUGCAUGAUUAAAAUUUUGUAAUGAAAUGCGGGACCAUGCAACAAAAUAAUAAUGUAUGGGUGCAUAGUUAAAAUCUUGCGGGACCAUAAUAUUUGUAUUAUAUUAUGGGUGCAUGAUCACGAUUAAAUUGUAUAUUAUGUUUAUGCGGUAUCAUGAUAUUGUUUAUAUCAUGGGUGCAAAACUACAUUUAUACAUAUUUUUUAUAUUAUUGCGAUUAUAAACUAAAACCAAAUGUCUUUGGUGCAUAUAAUUAGUAACAUCAGUUUUACAAUGCGGUGUCAUGAUUUAAAUGCCAUGGAUGCAACAUAAAUUGUUUUCAUUAAUAAUAUGUGGGACUGUAAUCACCAUAAUGAUUUAGUACAGGUGCAUGUUUAUAGAUUUAUUAAAAUAAGGUUAUAAAAUGCGGGACCAUAGUAUCAUAUUUUGGGUGCAUGACAAACCAAGUAUUAUAAUUUUAACUUAAUAUUAAGCUAAUGCGGUAUCAUGAUUUAUUUUUUAUCAUGGGUGCAAUAAUAUAUAACUUAUUUUUAAUAUAUGUGGGACCAUAUUUAACUGAAUAUUCAUGAUAUGGGUGCAUAUUAUUAAGAAUAUGAGUUUUUAAAUGCGAUGCCAUGACAAAUUUGUCAUGGAUGCAAAACAAUUAUGAAACUAUAAUUAAUAUAUGUAGGAACAUCCUAAAAGAAUAAUAUUGCAUGGGUGCAUAAUACAUAUUAUUAAAAAUUGUUAUGAAAUGCUAAACCAUAAUAUUCUUGUAAUGCUAUGGAUACAAAAAUGUAAAUAUUUUCAUAAAAGAAGUUUUAAUUUAGAUAAAACAUUUAAGAAGUAAAAUAAAAAGUGUAUCAAAAGUAUCAAAAUAUUAAAUAUUCAAAAUUAUUAACAUUUUGGAUAAAUGUCUUUAGAACAAAGAUGCUCUGUAUUGAAAGAGUAAUAUAAAAAGAUUUGUCAUCAGUUUAUAAAAUAAUAAUAUGAUAUGCCUGUCCAUUAUAUUCGUGCAAUAUAAUUGGUUUAUGACUUUGAAGUUUUUUCUUAAAAAUAGAGACAAUAAUAUCGAGUUAUUAUAUUACGUAAGUAGUGUGAAACAACUCGUUUUCCUUAUAUCACUUAAUUUAGAAGCUGUAGACAGGUUAUUAUCAAACACAACUCAUAUAGUUACAACAGAUACAUUUGAUUUGACAAUUUCGUAUAAAGGUCACUUCAUGAUAUUCUGUUUAAGAUUCAAUUUCAAAUGACUUCUUUUUUUCAAAAAAACAUUCUAAGGAUAUUUUGCAAACUUCUCAUUUAAAAGGAGCUCCACUGAGGUCGAAAAAAACCCAAAACGUAAAUUAUGAAAUUCAUACAUAGAUCAAGUGAACUUGCGAUGGAAAAAUUUGCAAAAUAUAAAGAGGGAAAUAUAUUUAAAAUUAAAUUCAGUAACAAUUUUUAUGCGAUUUAUAGCCAAAUUUGAGUGAAAAGCGUUACAACGCUGUCCAUUUUUGGGUCAUUUUGCACAAUACAUAUGAUAAUUCUCGAAAAACGGGAUGAAAAAUUAUCUGAAAAUUGCACACAGGUUAUUCGUUUACCAUUUUAUUAAAUGGUACAGAAAUCCUGGAAAAAAACUAUUGCUAGCCCCGUCAUGUUAGAAGAACCCUCAGUGGUGUCCCUUUAAAUGCUAAUAAUUUGUCUACAGCCCAGUGCAAUGACAAUCGAGUGACGCAUGACUACAAUGCCUAUUUUGCUUUGAAUUUUGACAGUCAAGUAAAGAUUGUUUAAUUUAUGCUUAGUUUAAUAUAUUUUUUCUUUAGUAUAACAAUGUGAUUUGCUGAGGGAUGAUUUGUCAGUCAGAGUGAAUAGAGGUCAUGCUGAUUAAUUUACAACUAUGAAUGUAACCAGUUGUCGUUGUACGAUAAUUACAAAUUGUAUGUAAAAUAAGAAAAUUAGUUGUUCAUUUUGCUACGUUCUUAUUUUGGUAAAGAUUAUUUUCAAUUAAAUACAGUUUUCAAAUA
Molecule: messenger RNA, 8439 nt
Organism: Ruditapes philippinarum (Manila clam)
Lineage: Eukaryota; Metazoa; Mollusca; Bivalvia; Venerida; Veneridae
Exons: 3
Coding region: 49-2574 (841 amino acids)
Source: RefSeq, a predicted model, not a curated record